Molecule: messenger RNA, 751 nt
Organism: Cololabis saira (Pacific saury)
Lineage: Eukaryota; Metazoa; Chordata; Actinopteri; Beloniformes; Belonidae
Gene: nopchap1
Product: NOP protein chaperone 1
Exons: 4
Coding region: 62-499 (145 amino acids)
Biological process (GO): box C/D snoRNP assembly
Molecular function (GO): box C/D methylation guide snoRNP complex binding
Source: RefSeq, a predicted model, not a curated record
UGUUGGCCACCUCAAUACACAUGUAGAUCGAACAGGAAAAUGUUGCUUUUCUUCAACUAAAAUGGAAUUAGAUACGAAGAAAAAGACGUCGCAGGCUUUGUUAUCGUGUGGCAGUGGUGGAGGUCUCGGUGAGAAACUUCUGCUGAAGCCACAAGCAGCCAGAUCCCUCCAGACAGAGAGAAUACCUAGAAGCAGCGUCAUGGAUAAGCUGCAGAACUUCUUACCUCAGAUGGCUGAGGCCAACGAGAAGUUAAAGCAGCAGAUAGAGGAGGGAGCAGCCGGAUACCUGGACAUCGAGAACGUGGAAGAGGCGGAGAGGGUUAUAGAGAUGGACGUAGCGUUGGUAGAGCUGGACGGAUCAGACGGUGACGAGGAGACGUCAGACCCUGAGGAAGACUCUGAUUCUGAGGACGAGGACGUCGGGAUCACAGAGCAGAAUCUCAAACUACCGGGAGAAAAGAGCAGGAGGAAAGACGUGAGGAUCCAGGUCCUGGAGUAGACGAGCCGGCUGCCCUCACGACCUUCUGCAUUCUUCUCUUAUUGACAAGAACAACUGUAAAUCUAUCUGGAGAUGGACAGACUUUCCUCAUCCCUAUGGGAAAACAUUUCGUUAUUUUUCUACACAUAAAGGAGCAAGAAAAGGAUCCUGUAAUAACUUUAUCCAGUCCUAAUCAGCUGACCCUGUACCCUCCGUGUCUGUGUGCUGUUUUCAUGAGCUUGUGAACAUUAUUAUAUCAGUUUAAGCAACAAA